Molecule: messenger RNA, 1592 nt
Organism: Myotis davidii
Lineage: Eukaryota; Metazoa; Chordata; Mammalia; Chiroptera; Vespertilionidae
Gene: LMO3
Product: LIM domain only 3
Exons: 4
Coding region: 334-804 (156 amino acids)
Biological process (GO): positive regulation of transcription by RNA polymerase II
Cellular component (GO): nucleus
Molecular function (GO): transcription coactivator activity; DNA-binding transcription factor binding
Source: RefSeq, a predicted model, not a curated record
CGAAGCUCAAAGGGGCCGCUGGGAUUUCGGGAUUAUGGGCAGAGUUAGGGAAGCAUGUGGCUUUGUCAUUCGCCAUCGUUUUGCACACCGCCACCCUGCGAGGGGGCUCUCUGUGCGCGCCGCGUCUCGUCUGGCCGCCCUCGUCCCUUCCCCCACCCCCUGCCGCCACUCCGACCCGCUCCCAAAGUGGCUUCACAAUAGUCGGUCCUCCAGCGGUGUAGGCAGCGCACCAGGUCCGCCCUCGAGCUAAAUAAGGAGACCCUCUCGGCGCCGAUCUUUGGGCUGGCUGCUCCAUGCGAAGCCUCCGCGACUCAGGCACGCCUAAAGCAACUCAUGCAGAAAAAGGAGAAAAGUUUUGGUAUACAAAUGCUCUCAGUCCAGCCAGACACCAAGCCGAAAGGUUGUGCUGGCUGCAACCGAAAGAUCAAGGACCGGUAUCUUCUAAAGGCACUGGACAAAUACUGGCAUGAGGACUGCCUGAAGUGUGCCUGCUGCGACUGCCGUUUGGGAGAAGUGGGCUCCACCCUGUACACUAAAGCUAAUCUUAUCCUUUGUCGCAGAGACUAUCUGAGGCUCUUCGGAGUGACGGGAAACUGCGCUGCCUGCAGUAAGCUCAUCCCUGCCUUUGAGAUGGUGAUGCGUGCCAAGGACAAUGUGUACCACCUGGACUGCUUUGCCUGUCAGCUUUGUAAUCAGAGAUUUUGUGUCGGAGACAAAUUUUUCCUCAAGAAUAACAUGAUCCUUUGCCAGACGGACUACGAGGAAGGUUUAAUGAAAGAAGGUUAUGCACCCCAGCUUCGCUGAUCUAUCAACAUCACCCUAUUAAGAACACAAAGCACUACAUUCUUUUAUCUUUUUUGCUCCACAUGUAUAUAAGAAUUGACACGGGAACCUACUGAAUAGCGUAGAUAUAGGAAAGCAGGAUGGAUAUAUGAAAUAAAAAGGGGACUGCAUCUGUAUGUAGUGAUAUUGCCCCCGUUCAGAGUUGAAUGUUUAUUAUUAAAGAAAAAACAUAAUGUACAUAUGGCUGGUUUUUUUGCUUGCUAUUCCUUUUUGUGUCACUUGGCAUGAGAUGUUUAUUUUGGACUAUUGUAUAUAAUGUAUUGUAAUAUUUGAAGCACAAAUGUAAUACAGUUUUAUUGUGUUACCAUUUGUGUUCUGUUUGCUUCUUUGUAUUGUUGCAUUUAGUACAAUCAGUGUUUAAACUUACUGUAUAUUUAUGCUUUCUGUAUCUAUCAGCUAUUUUAAAUGAGCUGUAACUUUCUAGUAAAAAAUUGAAGAGCAAAUCUCACGAAUGAUACACAUAUAGAUAAAGCAAGUCUAGCAACAUUAAAAAAACUAAAAAAUAAAGACACACACAAAGCAUUUUAAGCAACAUUCACUAUGAUUGCCACCAUGAUUUAGUCUAUCAGUGUUCUCUUUAUAACCCCCUAUUUUCAGGGGGUUAAGAUCAGCUUUAAAAAAAUGCAUAAAAAUUUCAUCGUAAAGCACUUUCAUUUUAUACCAACGUGAAAAGUGCCACUUUUAGAAUAACUUUAAAGCUUAACAGUUAUCCUUUUAAUACCCUGUGUGUGUGUGUGUGUGUGUGUGUG